AGCACGGCACCCGAGUCGGAAGGCACGGCACUGUUGCUAGAGGACUUUAGUCUGAGCCCAAGCUUUUAUGGUUUUGCCCUGCAUCACUGACCUGCACAACACACUGUGGAGGGUGUGAAAUUCUGCAGAAACUGGCAACUUGGAUGUGGUUCAGGAGGAGCACACGGUCGGGACCAGAGCUUUUAGCAGUCAAUGUGUGCCAGGUUGGAAGGCUCUUGCCUUUUCCAGUUGAACACUUCAAAUAACAUCUCAUCAUUAUUUAAGUAAAUUCCGUGCUAACUCACAGGUCCCUUGUAGGGAGCCUGGAAAUACCUUCAGUAGGGCUGCUAACACUGAUGAGAGAUCUUUUAUGCCAAGGUCGUCGCUCUCUGAACAGACCACACCAUGCGUGAGUACAAGCUGGUGGUCCUUGGUUCAGGAGGUGUGGGGAAGUCUGCUUUGACUGUACAGUUUGUUCAGGGAAUUUUUGUUGAAAAAUAUGACCCAACAAUAGAAGAUUCAUACAGAAAGCAAGUGGAAGUAGACUGUCAACAGUGUAUGCUUGAAAUCCUCGAUACAGCAGGGACAGAGCAAUUUACAGCAAUGAGGGAUCUCUACAUGAAGAAUGGCCAAGGGUUUGCACUAGUAUAUUCUAUAACAGCACAGUCCACGUUUAACGACUUACAGGACCUGCGGGAGCAGAUUUUACGGGUCAAGGACACUGAAGAUGUUCCAAUGAUUCUGGUUGGCAAUAAAUGUGACCUGGAGGAAGAACGUGUAGUUGGCAAGGAACAGGGUCAAAACUUAGCAAGACAGUGGUGUAACUGUGCCUUUCUAGAAUCGUCUGCAAAGUCUAAAAUCAACGUUAAUGAGAUCUUUUAUGACCUGGUCAGACAGAUAAAUAGAAAAACACCAGUGGAAAAGAAGAAGCCUAAAAAGAAAUCAUGUCUGCUGCUCUAGAGUCCCGUCGUGCAGCAGCUCUGAGCCAGAUUGCAGGAAUGAAGAACUGUUGCCUAAAUGGAAAGUGCCAGCGCUCCCGACUUCAAGACCUUAUGGAAAUUAAUGACAUAUCUGAAGAAGCUUCUCCUGUUUUUAUAUACCAUGGGAAGAAUUUAGAUCCUAAAAUGGUUUGCACACAGUCCCUGGAAAAAUAAAUUGCUCUGUGUAUAUCUCUUGGAAAUUUAAGAUAAUAGUAUUCCUCCUUUGCAAUAGCAGUUAACAGAUGUGAAAAUAAAUACAAUUGACUCUAGUGUAUGAUUAUACAAAGGAGCAUGGAUGCAUUUCAAAUGUUAGAUAUUGCUACUAUGAUUAAAAAUUCAUAUUGACCCUUUAAUCAUAAUUUCUCCCCGUCAUGCACUAAAAAUGUUCCACCAUUAUAUUUUAUAUCUAUAACUAUAGAUAUAUAUUAUCUGAGAUGUUCCUCUCAACUCACUGCAGCAAAUAACUUGUUAAGUCAUUGACUUAAUUUUAUAUUUAAAAGUUAAAGAAUAUCAUUAUUUUCAUUCUGCCAUUAUAUUCUAAUUAAAAAUGUUUGUGCAUAAUGCUUUGGAAAAAUGAGUCUUUUAUAGAAAAAAAACCUGGGAUAACUGAUUUCUAUGGCUUUAAAAGCAAAAAAAUAUAUAUAAUUUACUAAACCAACCCUAAUAUUGCUUCAUGUGUUUUUCUCUCACAGAUUAAAUUACAGCUUUUAUGAAUGAUUAAAUUUUAGUACAUUUUCAUUUUGUUUCUGUGUUUUUGUUACGGUUUCCAGGCUUUGUUUUUUAUCCAUGUUUUGUGAAUUCCUCUUCCAUUCUGGUAGAGCAAGGACUUUGUUCUGAUGGAUGCCACCAGGACGUCCUUCACGUGCCCACCUCGUUGGACGUGUUUAACCCCACCACUCACUGAAGUGCAGAUGGCUGCUUUGAGUUACUUUUGUAUAUUCUUUUGAAUGUCUAAAGAUUGUAUUCUGCUGAAAAUAUUUUCCUCUGUACAAUUAUUUUUGUAUGUACCAAUUUGGUUUGAUGCUGUACCAGGGUCUGACUGUGAUCUUCAGUUUCAGCUGUCCGUGUACUUGGUGUCCCUGCUUUGGCAGAGCUGGGGCCCUGGUGACCCCCAGGGGCAGCACCUCUACCCCAGCCUGUGGAGCUGAAGGUUGGUUCUGUCUAAAUGCAGUUUCUACAAAGCAAGCAGCUGCUUUUCCACCCUUAGACAAAACCUGGCCCAUGUUACCUGAUCUGCACAGUCAGCUGGAGGGGCUUUUUUCACUUUGGGUUCGUUUCUUUGUUUUAAAUACCUGUUGGUUCCAUCAAGUUCAGAAAAGCAGGGUAUGAAGAGGCCUGUGGAUGCUCUGCCUCCAUCCUCCUGUGUGUGUGCAAGUAAAUCCCAUCCUGGGUGUGAUGCUGCUGGAAUUCCUGCAGUCUUGGAGGACUUGCUCCUGCUUUGCUUCUGAGUAAGUGAGAAGAGAAAUGUAUCUUCACAGUGGAGAAAACUCAGGACGGACCUGGUCCUGGUUGUUCAGAUGGGAAAACUAAAUGUAAUACUGGUGAGCAGUUGUUCCUGGACCUGUUGGAUAGUUUUAUUGGAAACCAGGGGGGAGAAGUUUCUAUAAAUAGGUUUUUCUAAAACUGUUACUGAUGCAGCUGUUGAAUUAUACAGAGAUCCCAGUUUCUAAACGCAGCCCAAACAAGACUGGAUGAAAAUAUUUGGAUUACAAUAAUGUGAACACAUCUGCCUACUUACAAGCUACUAGGACAAAUGUAGUUACUUAGCUGGUUGUCUUCAACCUACCUCUGCUCUUCCUUUUUCAGGAGGAGCAGCAGCAUGGUAUUUGCAGGUUGGUUAUCUUUACUAAAUGUAAAAAUAUUUUAGUAAUAAAGUAAUUUUAAUGUA
Molecule: messenger RNA, 2847 nt
Organism: Apus apus (common swift)
Lineage: Eukaryota; Metazoa; Chordata; Aves; Apodiformes; Apodidae
Gene: RAP1A
Product: RAP1A, member of RAS oncogene family
Exons: 9
Coding region: 385-939 (184 amino acids)
Biological process (GO): Rap protein signal transduction; cellular response to cAMP; negative regulation of synaptic vesicle exocytosis
Cellular component (GO): plasma membrane
Molecular function (GO): GTP binding; GDP binding; GTPase activity
Source: RefSeq, a predicted model, not a curated record